This is a messenger RNA of Acromyrmex echinatior (Panamanian leafcutter ant), 5328 nucleotides long. It is a transcript of the gene ptc, whose product is annotated as protein patched. Gene Ontology annotation, molecular function: smoothened binding; hedgehog receptor activity; hedgehog family protein binding. NCBI's taxonomy places the organism in Eukaryota, Metazoa, Arthropoda, Insecta, Hymenoptera, Formicidae. Gene Ontology annotation, biological process: negative regulation of smoothened signaling pathway. Gene Ontology annotation, cellular component: plasma membrane. The record is from RefSeq and is a predicted model, not a curated record.
UCUAAGUGGCGGUCGUGUGAACGCCGGUGUCCGUCGUCGCACUUUCACGCCGGAGCACGUAUCAUCAGGACGCAUCAGAGGCCCGCGCAGAGGGCCCGUCAUACUCUGCGAACGCGACAACAACAGUGGCAACGACGACGCAGACGCCGAUGCCGACGCCGACGACGCCGACGACGACGGUGGCGAUACUCAGUGCCCUCAGUGGUGACAGUGUGACACAACGCGACGGGCCGGGCCCGGAGCGAAGGGCCUUAAUCGAAAUACCGUGGAUUGUACAUACUCGGCGCGGUGACACGUGAUCUUUUACAUGCGAUUGAACGUAAGGAGGAAAGAAAAAAAAAUAAACAAUCGCGUCGCGCGAUAUAUCACAUAUACCACAUAUAUUUUUCCCUUUAACGUGCGCGCGCGCGCUUUCGCCUCUUGCGCCCUCGUCGGGCGUUCCUCGAGCUCCUUGUAAGCGAGAGGCAGCGAGAAGAGAUCUGAGAGAUAGAGAGCGACAGAGAAAGACGUAUUUACGUACCGCGGGUAACCUAAAAACCGAUCUCGGUCCGGCGCGGCGUAUAGCGCCUUAGCGCCGAACGCGAUACAUCGGCAGGACGCGCGCGCAUGCGCGCCACUGCUCGCCGUCCUCGUGCGCGAAUUUUGAGCGUGGCUCACGGGGGAGGGGGGGUCACGUGUUAUCGUUCCGUUCCGGGGAAACCGCCAGGCAGUGUCAGUGAAGAAGUGCUCCUGAAAAGGUGUUGCGAUUUUUUUCGGGCAGUGGAGAGUGUGCGAGAAUACGCGUUUUCGCGCGUCGAUUCGUUACGUCCUCGUGCGCGAAUUUCGAGGGUUCCCUUCGGGAAGGGUACCGUUGGUUUAGAGAAGACAAGAUCGCCCGAUUCCCCUCCUCCAACAAAAUUAACAAAAAGGACCGAUAUAUUGAAACGUCAAGUUGUUACCUCGAGGGUGGUCGGGAUUUUUAGUGAACCGCCACGAGAGAUCGAUGAGAAAUUAAAAAGAUUCCCUCUCGAUCGAAAGAGUUGGAAGGUGAAAGAAAGAAAGAAAGACGAGCGAGUUCGGAAAGUUGUAAUCGCGCGUGGCGGGCGAAUGCAUGACAGAUCAUGGUUUCCGUGUCCGGACCCAUAUCCACGGGGAUCCUAGCGGGACGCCUUUCUGGAUCGCGGCAGAAUGGUGACGCGGAGGGCGAGAAGGACCUCAAGGUAGCGGAACGCACCAGAAUCCGGCACGAAUCUGAUCUUUACGUCAGGCCCAGCUGGACGGACGCCGCGAUAGCGUUGGAUCAGCUCGAGAAGGGAAAGGCUGAUGGUCAGAGAUCAGCGGUGUGGUUCAGGGCACGACUACAAGAUCAGCUGAGCCAGUUGGGCUACUUUCUGCAGAGGCAUGCCGGAAAGGUGCUCUUCGUGUCCGUCCUCGCACUGGCGAUCCUCUGCGUCGCUCUCAAGUCCGCGCAAGUCAACAGCAAGGUCGAGCAGCUGUGGGUGCAAGAAGGUGGAAGGCUACAAAAAGAACUUACCUAUGCAUCGGAAGUUCUCGGCGAGGCAGCCGCCUCGACGCAUCAGCUCAUCAUCCAAACGCCGAGGCAUUCCGGGGCGAAUAUCCUUCAUCCGGCCGCGCUCAAGGAACAUUUGACGGUGCUGGAGGCUGCGAUGAAUGUGGAGGUGCACCUGUUCGAUAUCACGUGGAAGCUGAAGGACUUGUGUUACGCGCCGAGCAUACCCAACUUCGACAUGCACUACAUCGACCAGAUCUUCGAAAGUAUUAUUCCUUGCGCCAUCAUCACACCACUUGAUUGUUUCUGGGAAGGUAGUAAACUUUUGGGUCCAGAGUUUCCUGUUCAUGUACCUGGUGUGAAGAACAACAAGCGCGUCAAGUGGACGAAUCUGAAUCCUUCCAUAUUGUUGGAGGAGAUAAAGGGUUUGCUGGUCUCAUUUCCCUUUAAAACACUUGAGGACUAUAUGAAGAGGGCCGGGAUAACGAACGGUUAUCAAAGCAAACCUUGCCUGAACCCAGAGGAUCCAGAAUGCCCGGAAACCGCACCUAACAAACAAUCCAAACAGGUACCUGAUGUAGGAGUCGAAUUGUCAGGUGGUUGCUAUGGAUUCGCGGCCAAAUACAUGCAUUGGCCGGAGGAACUGGUGGUCGGCGGUGCCAAGCACAACAAAACGGGCCAUUUGACUCGCGCGGCUGCGCUGCAAACUGUGGUGCAGCUGAUGGGCGAACGCGAGCUGUACGAUUUCUUGGUGAACACCUACAGGGUCCAUCAUAUCGAUUGGACGCAGGAGAAGGCGGCUAAAGUUCUAGAGACCUGGCAAAGAAUAUUUAGUAAUGAAGUGAAAAAGUUGAUGGAGAUCAACGGAUCGGCACCGUACAAUCUGUACGCUUUCAGCACGACAACUAUGAAUGACAUCCUUGGGAAGUACAGCGAGGUGUCCGUCAUGAAGAUCGCGAUUGGUUGCGUACUUAUGUUGCUAUAUGCUGGUGUAGCUCUUUUUCGUUGGAAAGAUCCAGUGCGUUCACAGUCCGGGGUAGGAAUGGCUGGCGUAAUGUUAAUUUGUGCCACAGUAGCUGCAGGAUUGGGUUUCUGCGCUCUUUUGGGGAUCCCAUUUAAUGCCACCACGACGCAAAUAGUGCCAUUUCUUGCCCUCGGUCUGGGUGUACAUGAUAUGUUCCUGUUAACGCAUACGUAUGCGGAACUGUCGGUAAACGAAGUGCCCAGCAGUGAGCAAACAGGAGUCGUUCUCAAGCGGACUGGCUUGUCGGUGCUACUGACAGGUCUGACCAACGUUAUUGCCUUCUUCGCAGCAUCGAUAAUUCCGAUCCCGGCUCUCCGAACGUUCUGCAUGCAAGCCGGUAUUGUGCUAUUGUUCAAUUUGGCCGCCAUGCUGUUGAUAUUUCCUGCGAUGGUCAGUUUAGAUCUACGACGUAGACGUUCUGGUAGGAAAGAUAUUCUCUGCUGCUGCUUACCGGCGUCACCCAAUCUCGGAAAGAAUAGGUACUCCGUAAAGACCAACGGCACGGCUAAGCAAACGGUUACCAGGGCGAUACCACCUGAGAGACGAGAAACCUGCACACAGAUCUUAACUCCACAGAAUACACAGAAUGAAUCUUGGAUAGGUGGAAAUGUUAUCGAUGCGGAACUGGAUAAACAGUGCACUGAAGAAGACGCGCUGACCGGCUGUUCACAAGAUGAUUGUCUGAGCUUUUCCUUGACGCAGCUUGCGUCUCGGCAUUACGCACCCUUUAUCAGUCGAACGGCUACCAAAGUGUUUGGCGUGAUAAUUCUGGUCGCCGUGUUAGUUGGUAGCAUAUGGGAGGCGGUAUCCCUACGUGAUGGCCUGGAUCUGACUGAUUUAGUGCCACAGAACUCAAAUGAGCAUGAAUUCCUGUCUGCCCAGGCAAAAUAUUUCGGUUUCUACAACAUGUACGCAGUCACCGGUCGAGAUUUUGAAUAUCCGACUAAUCAAAAAUUGUUGUUCGAUUAUCAUGACAGUUUUAUGCGGAUCAAGAACGUCAUCAAGAACGACAAUGGUGGUUUACCUGAGUUCUGGCUUAGUUUGUUCCGCGAAUGGCUAAAGGGUUUACAGGCCGCAUUUGACAAGGACUAUGAAAACGGCUGCAUCACUCAGGAAAGAUGGUUCCCGAACGCGAGCGACGAAGCAAUCCUAGCAUAUAAGUUACUCGUGCAGACCGGUCAUGUGGACAAUCCGAUCGAUAAGACGUUGAUUACUAGUGUACGACUGAUUGACGGUGACGGUAUCAUUAAUUCACGUGCUUUUUACAACUACUUGAGUGCAUGGGCGUCCAACGACGCGCUUGCUUACGGUGCUUCACAGGCAAAUUUGAGACCUGAACCACGUCAAUGGAUCUACAUUAAUGACCAUGAGCUCAAGAUUCCUAAGAGCAUGCCGCUUACGUACGCGCAGAUGCCGUUUUACUUGCACAGGCUCACGAAUACGCAAGAUAUCACAGAAUUGAUCAGUAGCGUCCGGGAACUGUGCAAAAAAUUUGAAGAACGCGGUUUGCCGAAUUUUCCGUCCGGUAUAUUGUUCCUCUUCUGGGAACAGUAUAUGAAUUUGAGAACCUCCAUGUGUAUCGCUCUUGUGGCUGCAUUGGGUGUAAGCAUCUUAGUGGUCGGAUUCCUAUUGUUGAACAUAUGGGCUGCUGUGCUGGUUGGUUUCUUUCUUCUCGUUGUUAUUGCUGAACUACUAGGCGUUAUGAGUCUGUUCAACAUCAAGUUAAGCGCAGUACCUGCCGUACUGUUAGUGGUUAGUGUGGGCAUAGCUGUUCAUUUCACGGUACACAUCUGCCUGAGUUUUGUCACUAGUGUGGGUAGCAGAAAUCGCAGGAUGCGUUUAGCUCUGGAACAUAUGUUCGCUCCGGUUGUCCAUAGUGCGUUCACUACGCUACUCGCCGUAGUGAUGCUCGCUUUCUCGGAGUUCAAUUUUAUAGUCAAUUAUUUUUUCCUUGUAUUACUCAGUGUGAUCGGUAUCAGUCUUGUGAAUGGCAUCUUUUUCUUCCCUAUUCUAUUGUCCCUUAUCGGUCCGAAGGCGGAAGUAAUUCCGAACGAUCAUCCGGAUCGUAUAUCCACGCCGACGCCGCCGGCAUCGCCCGUCGUGAGAAGAUCCAAGCCGCCCACACCACCGAGGAGAUCUCACAAAAUCGAUAAUGCUCGGCUGCAUGCUGAACCAUCGCUCACAACCAUUAGCGAGGAACCCAACUCGUGGCACAGUACGCAGGAAUCCUGUAUUAUUGUUCAACCGGAACUCAAGGUGGAGACCACGUCCACAUGUAAUCAGGUGGAAUGGAUCGUAGUGAAAAAUGCCGGCACUCGGGCAGCAAUAGUCGAAGGAGCUCGCGCUGCAAUACGAACGUUAAUGCUGGGGAGUCUUCCGGUUCCGAGCCAGAUUCAGACUCUAACGCAAAACAUUAAUAACAAGUACCGGGGGGACCGGCAGCUACUGCUCAAGUACCACGCAAAGCGGGAAAACACAGAAGGCUGACUAGGAUAGAUUAAUAGAUUUUCCAUUAUCUCUUCCUGUUUUCCUCUUUCCCCUCUCCUUACCUUUACUUAGCUCUCUAUUUUUCGGUUCUAAACUGUUUUUCUCCCUCAAGUGAGUAAUGCAAUGAAUUGUUUUACUCAAACUUUAAAGACAGAAGUAUUAUAACACAAACCGCAACUUCAUAAUAUAUAUAUGAAUAUUUUCAUUAAAAAUUUUGUUGCAUGUUUAAUUUUUUGUGUUUUUACAACGAAUUUUUUAAAGUUUUAAGUAGACCUUUUCUGUAAGAACCAACAUUGUAUUUACUUAAUUAGGAUUUGUUAUUAUCAGC